CAGGGGUCAUGCAUACUUAUAGGAAAUUCAGGGCUGAAUGAGAAACAUCUCCUACAAGCUUUACCCAGUGCUCAGCUGGACACUGAUAGAAGUCACAAGACUUCUCUAACUGCUGAUGAGAAAAUGUAUUUAGCAGUUUAUAUUUACUACAAUUAUUGCAUUUUCAUGUGUGUGUACUGUGGGAGACCAGAUAUAGUGAAUGCAGGGUCCAGGGUUUAGUGACACUUUAAUGAAGAAUAAGGUAAUAGGCAGGGGUAAGGAGGGGCUAAUCUACAUACUCAGGAAACUCUGGCCAAUCCCCAAGCAGGAAGAUUGGCAU
Molecule: messenger RNA, 319 nt
Organism: Staurois parvus
Lineage: Eukaryota; Metazoa; Chordata; Amphibia; Anura; Ranidae
Source: the annotation of a GenBank genome assembly